Molecule: messenger RNA, 904 nt
Organism: Saprolegnia parasitica CBS 223.65
Lineage: Eukaryota; Oomycota; Saprolegniomycetes; Saprolegniales; Saprolegniaceae
Exons: 4
Coding region: 47-868 (273 amino acids)
Biological process (GO): protein folding; protein peptidyl-prolyl isomerization
Molecular function (GO): peptidyl-prolyl cis-trans isomerase activity
Source: RefSeq, a predicted model, not a curated record
GGGCGUUCCAAUCGCUCCACAGGUCCAAGGUCGAGCAGCAAGCAGCAUGCGCGUCUACUUUGACAUGGCCGUGGGCGGCAAGUCCAUUGGGCGCAUCGACUUCCGCCUCUAUGAAGACGUGCCCAAGACGGCCGAGAACUUCCGCGCGCUCUGCACCGGCGAGCGCGGCCUCGGCAAGACCACCAAGAAGCCUCUCCACUACAAGGGCUCGAUCUUCCACCGGAUCAUCGCGGGCUUCAUGUGCCAGGGCGGCGACUUCUCGAACCGCAAUGGCACGGGCGGCGAGUCCAUCUACGGGGCCAAGUUUGCGGACGAGAACUUCAAGCACAAGCACACGAAGGCUGGCUUGCUCUCGAUGGCCAACGCGGGUCCGAACACGAACGGCUCGCAGUUCUUCAUCACGCUCGCGCCGACGCCGCACCUCAACGGGAAGCACGUGGUCUUUGGCGAGGUCAUUGAUGGCAUGGACGUGGUGCGCAAGAUGGUAGCAGUCGACCGCGGUCGCAACGACAAGCCCGUGAUGGACGUGACGAUCGCCGACUGCGGCGAGAUCUCGGCCAAGUCCACGGAGGAAAAGAGAGCCAAGAAGAAGAAGAAGAAGGAUGCCAAGGCCAAGAAGCACCGCGACGACGACAGCGACGACCGCUCGUCUCGCUCCCGUGAGCGCAAGCCGCCGUCGUCCCGCAGGUCGCGCGACGCCAGCGAGUCGCCCAAGCGGCAUUCCAAGCGGUCGCGCUCCCGGUCUCGGUCGCGCAGCCGUCGCCACCGGUCGUCAUCGCCGGACGAGCACCACCGUCGCCGCUCCUCGUCACCCCGUCGGGAUCGCCGCCGCCGGUCGUCGUCGGACGACCGUUCCUCCCGGCGCUAGGUCGUUGCAGCGUGGAUAGUCUUGUCAAAACAAAGG